Molecule: messenger RNA, 4601 nt
Organism: Aphanomyces astaci
Lineage: Eukaryota; Oomycota; Saprolegniomycetes; Saprolegniales; Verrucalvaceae
Exons: 1
Coding region: 260-910 (216 amino acids)
Source: RefSeq, a predicted model, not a curated record
CACGAUUUUCAACUUUAGCACUUAUUUGACCUUGACCAGACCGACCUACUAUAUAUAUAUUAACAUUCCACUUCCACCCAACUGACGCGAUCGCCACCCAUUGGUGCGUGCCCUACAUACUACUACUACUACCUUCUCCCUACUAGGGGUAUUCGAUACUACCUACUACUACUUAGUACCCGACGAGGCUCGGAGCAGCGCGGCCACGACGUCAAAACUCCACCGGUCAACCGUCAAGCCUUGCAAUCGGUUGUUGAGUAUGUUAGCUCGCGCGUCGCCUGGCAGUUGCAGGUACAGUUUGCCCGAUGCUUGUUCAUACAGAGCAACCAGCGCCCGCUCGUCCAUGUCUGCUAGCUGCACUACCGCCAUCCCCGUGAGCCGCACCAGGGUAUCCAUGGUAGUUUUCGCCAUCGUCAGCAGUUCAGGGUCCUCUACGUCGCUCGGCUGGAGCAGUCGGAACGGCCCGAUGCCGGCGUCAUCGUCGCCCAGAAACCAGUGCAACCACAGAAUCCAGCACGUCGUCGGCACAAAGCACCACGUCGGGGGCGUCCGGCGGUAUAUUCCAGUGGGCCAUCGGAAGAAUCGGCUCACUUUGCGUCGACCGACCGUCGGGUCGUGGGUCGUGAGUGCCACAAGCACGUCCAAGCACGUCGCUGCCUCCACCACUUCGCCGCCAAGCCGAAGGCGAAACGCAUCCCACGCCCGCACUGCAACCGAGCGGGUUUCUUGGCGACUCGGGGCGGGUACUCCGUCGGCGGGACGUUCAGAAAGCAAGCCCAAGUCGUGGGCGACCAACUCCAUCUCUUGGACAAUCGCGUGCGACAUGGCUAACGCGGCGGCAUCGUCAGACGACGUGGCCACCUUGUCCCGCAGCGGCUUUCGACUCGCAGUCGGGGUUUCGGGGUUGUGAGGGGUGCCGUGAAACCACCACUCCCACAGCGUCACGCACGUUAGCACCGACAAGUCCACCGCCAUCGCCUCUGGGUUCUGAAGAGCCAUCGUAUGUCGAGAUGGGUCGUUGGAUGGUAUUGGUGGCGGCAACUCCCCUUGCUGUUCAACGGCCACGGCGACAGCCGCCACAUUUGGGCUCUUCUGACUUGGCAUCGCUCCAUCAGUAACAACAGUCGCGUCGACUCGAGACGGAUCUGAACUAGGCUCGACGUGUUGCGCGGUGGAAGAACUUGUCUGUAAGAUGGCAUACACGUCCGUGCAUCGCAUGUCGGCCAUCCCUUGCAGCCUCCCGACACCAAUCACGCGAACAGUGUUGUCAAACACUUUGAGCAGCGAUUUGGACGCGUUGAGCUUGGCCAUGUUGAUCGCUUUGGUCGGAUCUUUCAACUGAUUGAACUGGACGGCGGCCGCGGUCACGAAUUCCAUGACAACCGCCGCGGCUGUCGACGCCGCCACCGAAGCCGGCCCAAGGUCCUGCGCCGUCAACUUGCGGAACGGACCGACGUACGUGUCGGGGUUCCCGAGGAACCAAUACAGCCACAUCAACCGACACGGCGCGUCUUCAAAGGUCCAGUGCUCGGGCGCGCGCCGCAGCGACUUGUCCGACCAACGAUGGAGGGGUCUCCCUCUGCUGUCGACAACCAGCGUCGCCCCAAGCACAUGCUGCUGCAUCGCCACCAGCACGGACGUGAACGGCAUCUUCGCGUGCGCCGUGGGCGAGUGCUUCAGCAUGGCGUGGAGCACGGCCAGGCUUUCCCACACGGGCAAGUCGGCGACAUCGGUGCCCGGGGGAACGAGCCGAAGCGGCCCCGAUGCGAUCGCUUCCAGAGUCGACAUCACGUACGUCACGGCCGCGUACCGUUCCUGGGUCAACUUGCCGGGCAUGUCGGAUGGCUUUAGAUUCCGAAACGGGCCGAGGUUGGCGUCGCCGUCCCCGUGAAACCACCACGUCCACAUCUGGACGACCGACGUCGUGGGCGGCGGGAGCGUCCAGCUCUCGGGAACCCGCCGGACCGAUCCGUCCUGCCAUCGGUGCCAUCCCGGACGAAGCGCCGCGCUGUCAUACAACACCCGACUCACGAUCGACACGGGGGCGUUGGCGACUUGGACGGGCGACUGGAAUCGGUGUCGCAGAGCCUCGUGCUCGUGCAAUAAAAUCGCACAGGCUUUGUGCACGGCUGUUUCAAAUACCGCGGGCGGCAAGCUGGACAUGUUGUCUUGGACCAGGCCAAAGCACGACGCCGCCAAUUCAAACAGGGCGUUCAUGACGGCACGGCAAUCGGCCAGUUGCGAUACAUAGCGGGGCCACAGGUCGUGGUCUGUGAAGAGCCGAUAAGGGCACAUUCGAUUCACGGGGUCGCCGUGGAACCACCACCACCACACUUGACGAACACUGGCGUUUGGCUGAAAUGUCCACGCGUGCUCGGGCGUGCGACGUACUGACCGAUCCGACCACGGAAAAAACCAUCCGCACCACGCCGACGUCGGCUCGGUCGGCGGUUCCAUCGCGAUCAAAAAGUAAUACAGCCGCGCAAAGCUCAAACGCCCCGCCCUCGUCGCCACCGAGUCGAGCGCCGGACGUCGUGACAACUGGAGCAGCUGCACCAACGUCGAGUCAAACACGAGUCGGAAUUCCGGCGUCGGCAGCUUCGCCACCGCCUCCACAGUCAUGCCGUUCGCUUCUACAACCGCUUCCAUCGUGUCCAUCACGAGUCGGCACCGCGCCAAGUUGGACCACUCCACCUCCGACGGCAUAUCCGAGUUGCCAAGCUCACGGUAUGGUCGGAUGGUACCAGAGCCUUUGAACCACCACGUCCACACGUCGUGGCACGGCGCGUCGCAGAAUGUCCAUGAUUCUGGUACUCGAUGGUUGGAGCCAUCGGUCCAGACAAACAUCGCCCUGCCGCCAUCCGUCGCUGGAGUUGGCGUGGCGGCAGAUGCCGCCUCUAGAGGAGGAGGAGGACGACCAGAUGCCGAGCUUAUCGAGGAGGUCGGUGGCGGUGGUCCAGCCGCUUUGAGCGCACUCGAGAGGGCUUCGCCGACUUCAACAAAUGUUUUCUUGGCGAAUACCUUGGGCUCGAGGCCCGCGGGCCGAAGCACCUUGGCAAACGCUGUCUCGAACAGGUGCACCGAGCUCUUGAUGGACAGCGACCCCAUCGAGACUGUAUGCGCCGCGUCCACAGCGUCCACCAGCACGGCAAUCAACCGCUGAGCCAGCGCCCAUCGCAUCUUGCCGCGCUUGCUGCACUGAGCAACAUCCUCGGACGUCAAGUGCACCAGCGGACCCACGUGGCCGUUGCCGUGGAACCAAAACAGCCACAACGCCUGCGCAAACGUGUGUGGAAAGUCCCAUGGCGAAGGCGGCGCACGACGAAUGGACUCGUCGCGCCAUCGGAAGAACGGCACGCCGUCGCGGACGCAGUCGGGGCGGACCAACUUGAUCUUUGUCGUCUUACUAGAUGCGACAGGCUUGGACGAAGGGGGAACGCGAGGACCUGGACGAAGAGGGUGCGCCGCGGUGGCUCCUCCUUGGGGGGGACUAGGCACGUCGGGGCCGGUCUCGUCGGCCGCCGUACCCGCUGGUCGGCUAUGGCUAUGAUUAGGAACGCGGCGCUCUAUCCGCUGGUUGACCGUAUGGGGGAUGGCGGCAGGGGUCUGAGUUGGUGGACUUGCGGGUGUAGUAGUACUGGUCUUGGCCUUCUUUCGGGCGGGAGGGGGAGGUGCCGUGAAUGCUGGGACUUCACGUGAUGACGGAACGCUCGGCGUGUGUGCGGAUGCCGUUGUGGCCCCAGUGCGUGGGCUAGACGUUUCUGGAGAAGGCCGCCGAUCCGUCGAUGGCAGGAGUACUCGCCUGGUUGAAGACUCCAGGCCAACUUCAUCGACAGAGUACCCCACAUGCUGUGGCGAGUCUGUUUCUACGUUGGAAGCAUCGCUAGAGCGCGGGGGAAGAUCGUGGGCUGCACUUGACGGGAUCGAAGGCGAUGAUGACGAUGCUUUGCUUCGCGAGGAUUGUGCCCGUACGUCGGGGGGUUGCGGCAAGAUUUUCCUCAGCAAACUGUUGGGUCCUGGAAUCGAGCUCGUCAUACGAGUCGCUGCAGGACAAGUAGUGCUUGGGGGUUUCACUCGCCGCGACGACGGUCCCAGCAAGAACUUAUUUGGUUCUUGCUUUAUCGGCGAUGUUACCUUCUUGGCCUGUGUUGGAGGAAUCUUCGCGGCCCCAGACUUGCUUGAUGUCACCUUCCUUUGGCCACUAGUCGACGUACCAUGACUGGCGGAUGUCGUUGAGGCUUCCUUGGUUGAUGAUGCGGCAUCGUUGGACGAUGGGAUGUCCGAUGCCGUCACAUCAAACGAGUCCGUCAGAUCGGCGAGUGUGGAUGUAUUUGCACGAUGUGGGUUUCGUUUGACAGCACGAGACGACGGCUGGUAGUACGCAUCGGAAUCGCUACUAGAAUUGUCCACGCAAAUGACGUCGGUCGAGGUGGGUUUCGACAACUCCCUUCCUGGCGUGUGUCCGGUCCGUCGCGGCAAUACUCGCAAUCUUUUCCCUUCCUCCGCAAGUCGACCACUGCUACUGGUCACCGGAGCCCCUGAAUCUCCGUCAUGAAGUCUGCGCUUCUUGGUGGUUGACGGUGACGACAUGGAUGUCGGAC